Molecule: messenger RNA, 1549 nt
Organism: Cynara cardunculus var. scolymus (artichoke)
Lineage: Eukaryota; Viridiplantae; Streptophyta; Magnoliopsida; Asterales; Asteraceae
Product: 7-deoxyloganetin glucosyltransferase-like
Exons: 2
Coding region: 21-1463 (480 amino acids)
Molecular function (GO): UDP-glycosyltransferase activity
Source: RefSeq, a predicted model, not a curated record
AGAGCUGAACAGAAGACGCCAUGGGUUCUAAACACAAGAAGCCACAUGUACUCUGCGUACCAGCACCAGCACAAGGCCAUAUAAACCCUAUGUUAAAACUUGCCAAAAUCCUUCAUUCUAAAGGCUUCCAUAUAACCUUCGUCAACACCGAGUUCAACCACCAACGUCUUGUAAGAUCUCAGGACUCCGAUGUCUUACGCGGCUUACCGUCCUUCUGCUUCGAGACCAUUCCCGAUGGCCUUCCGAUACCUGAAAAUCUCGAUGCCAGCCAACAGGUGGCAGCCCUGUGCAAGGCCAUUGAUGAGAACUUUUUGGGUCCGUUUAGAAGUCUUCUCACGAAGCUCAUGAGUGGUUCUGAUUCACCGGUGACUUACGUAGUGGCCGACGUUAUUAUGGGGUUCACCCUUGAAGCCGCUAAAGAAAUGGAUAUCCCAGAAAUGCUCUUCUGGACAAGUGGAGCUGGUUCUUUAUUAUGUUAUGAGCAGUAUCCUAAUCUUUUGGAUAAGGGUUUGAUGCCCAUUACAGAUUCGAGUUUUUUAGUAAACGGGUAUUUGGAUACGAUCUACGACUGUAUACCGUCCAUGUCCGCUAUACGUCUAAAAGAUAUCCCUCCGUACAUCAGAAUUACCAACGCCGGCGAUGAAUACAUGGUUGAAUUUCUUUGUCGACAAGUAGAGAGAAUGAAAACAGCUUCAACCAUCGUUUUGAACACUUACGACGAGCUAGAAUCCGACAUUAUGGACACGGUUUCUUCAAUAUUUCCUCCUAGCUACGGAAUUGGCCCUUUGAAUUUACUCGAGAAGGAAAUCGUUCAUGGCUCGUUAGCAUCCAUCAAAUCGAACCUUUGGAAAGAAGACACGGAAUGUUUAAAAUGGCUAGACUCUAAAGCACCAAUGUCAGUUAUUUACGUGAAUUUUGGUAGUAUUGCGGUGAUGACACCUCAACAGCAAGUCGAGUUUUGUUGGGGGCUUGUGAAGAGUGGUUAUUCGUUCUUAUGGAUCAUAAGACCCGACCUCGUGGUCGGCGAGUCCACUAUGCUUCCACCGGACCUUUUGGCGGAGACAAAGAGCAAAGGGCUGUUGGCUAGUUGGUGCCCCCAAGAGCAAGUUCUAAAACACCGAUCAAUAGGAGGGUAUUUAACACAUAGUGGAUGGAAUUCGACGAUCGAAAGUAUUUCCAGUGGAGUCCCGAUGAUAUGUUGGCCGUUUUGUGGAGACCAACAGACGAAUUGUUGGUUGUGUUGCAACAAAUGGGGGGUUGCCAUGGAGAUCGACAACGAUGUAAAGAGCGAUGAAGUUGCGAAAGUAGUGAUCGAGUUGAUGAAUGGAGAAAAGGGGAAAGAGAUGAGGAAGAAUGCCAUUGAUUGGAAGAACAAGGCUGAGGAAGCUUGUGCCUUUCCGUACGGUUCAUCCAUGGUGAAUAUGGAUAAACUCAUUCAUAUGCUGCAAACAUCUACCAAAUGAUGUGUCGAAAUAAUUGCUCGAAAACUGGGAAACGGGUCUGUUUUUGGUUCAUGUUUUUUAGCAGUAUCAGAAGUUGACUUCAUCAA